AUGCCUCGUCUCCUCUUACCCUGUCCCUGCCACUCUUCGUGCAUGCACUGCCACUCUUCGUGCAUGCACUGCUUCGUUCAUCGGGCCACACUCCCCCUACUCUCCCCUCACACCCCUGCGCCCACCAGGCACACGCGGCCCCACACAGUGGCCGUGCUGGUGUACCGCGGUGUCAACAGCCCCGCUCUGCGCCUCUCCUUCCGCCCCGCCCCUACCUUGGCCCCCCACGCUCCCCUCACCUCACCCCCUCAAGCCGUGGCCUUGGAACGGGACCAGUCCUCUUCCACUCCCCUCACCUCGUCCCCUGCCUCUCCUCCCGUUGCCUCCUCCGAGUCUCCUCUCACUGCAUCGUCUGCCACAGCUGGAAGGGUGGGAGAGUGUGGUGGGGGGGAGGGGAUGGCAGGAGAUGGCGGGUGGAGGGGCGGAGGAGAGGAUGGGGAUGGCAAGAGGCGGGUGGAUGGAGAGGGCAGUGAGGGAAAGGGUGGCGUGGGUAGAAAUGGGAAAUGCGGGGAUGGCAGCGGAUGGAGGGAUGGGGAGAGAGUGUGUGCAGGAGGCAGGCAAGCAGUGCAAGGGAGUAGAGGAGGGCUGGGUGGGGGACGAGAUGGGGGAGGAAGGGACGGAGGGGUGGUUGGCGGUGAGGGGGAGUUGGAGGCGGUGUGGGAGGAGGUGGGUGUGGUUACUGCUGAUGACCUGGCAGCUGCUGACAUCGUGCUGACGUCGUACGACACGCUGCGUGGCGACAUCUGGCACGAUGUGGGUGGGCAGGGACACGUGGCAACAAGGCAGCUGCGAUACGAGAAGAGGUAUCGAAUCCGCCCCACACCGCUAACACAGCUGCGGUGGUGGAGGGUGUGUCUGGAUGAGGCGCAGCUGGUGGAGGGCGGAGCGUCCAACGCGGCCCUCAUGGCGGCCCGCCUGCCAGCGCGCCUCCGCUGGUGUGUCUCCGGCACGCCGCUGCACCGGGGGCUCUCGGACCUGCUCGGCCUGCUUCGACACACUGCUGCUGAUGGUAUGCGCGAAUGGUGUGGAUAUUGGGAUGGAUAUUGGGAUGGAUAUUGGGAUGGAUAUUGGGAUGGAUAUUGGGAUGGAUAUUGGGAUAUAUGGAUGGAUAUUGGGAUGGAUAUUGGGAUGGAUAUUGGGAUGGAUAUUGGGAUGGAUAUUGGGAUGGAUAUUGGGAUGGAUAUUGGGAUGGAUAUUGGGAUGGAUAUUGGGAUGGAUAUUGGGAUGGAUAUUGGGAUGGAUAUUGGGAUGGAUAUUGGGAUGGAUAUUGGGAUGGAUAUUGGGAUGGAUAUUGGGAUGGAUAUUGGGAUGGAUAUUGGGAUGGAUAUUGGGAUGGAUAUUGGGAUGGAUAUUGGGAUGGAUAUUGGGAUGGAUAUUGGGAUGGAUAUUGGGAUGGAUAUUGGGAUGGAUAUUGGGAUGGAUAUUGGGAUGGAUAUUGGGAUGGAUAUUGGGAUGGAUAUUGGGAUGGAUAUUGGGAUGGAUAUUGGGAUGGAUAUUGGGAUGGAUAUUGGGAUGGAUAUUGGGAUGGAUAUUGGGAUGGAUAUUGGGAUGGAUAUUGGGAUGGAUAUUGGGAUGGAUAUUGGGAUGGAUAUUGGGAUGGAUAUUGGGAUGGAUAUUGGGAUGGAUAUUGGGAUGGAUAUUGGGAUGGAUAUUGGGAUGGAUAUUGGGAUGGAUAUUGGGAUGGAUAUUGGGAUGGAUAUUGGGAUGGAUAUUGGGAUAUAUGGAUGGAUAUUGGGAUGGAUAUUGGGAUGGAUAUUGGGAUGGAUAUUGGGAUGGAUAUUGGGAUGGAUAUUGGGAUGGAUAUUGGGAUGGAUAUUGGGAUGGAUAUUGGGAUGGAUAUUGGGAUGGAUAUUGGGAUGGAUAUUGGGAUGGAUAUUGGGAUGGAUAUUGGGAUGGAUAUUGGGAUGGAUAUUGGGAUGGAUAUUGGGAUGGAUUGUGGGGAUGAACGGAUAUGGGGCUCUGAUGUGGCGCCAUCACAAGGCUGACGUGGCAGACGAGCUGGCGCUGCCACCUCAGCGGCAGCUGCUGACGGUGCUGCGGUUCAGCGCCAUCGAGGCGCACUUCUACCGCCAGCAGCACGCCAAGUGCGCCCAACGCGCCUCCAGCAUGCUGCGCUCCGUGGCACGCGGGGGACGGAGGGGCGGAGGUGGGAAGAGCGGAGGAGCAGGAGGAGGAGUAGAGCGAGUGAGAUCAGAUGAGGGAGGCGGUGGGGAUGGUGCAGAUGAGGAGGGGGGGCAGCAGCAGCAGCAGCAGCAGCUGGUGCUGGGGUCGCGGUCAUUGGCGGGUGCAUAUCGGGGCGACAUGGAGCGGUUCCUGGCGUCGCUGCUGCUGCUGCGCCACGCCUGCUGCCACCCUCAGAUUGGCUCCGGUGGGCUCAGGCCGCUGGGCUCCCACGGCCGCCCCAUGCACAUGGACGAGGUGCUGCAGGUGCUGGUGGAGAAAGCACGUGUGGAGGCGGAGGAAGCCCAGCGCCUGCUCAUCUCCGCACUCAACGGCCUCGCUGCCCUCGCCGCCAUCCACGCGCCCGCCCUCCCCCUCCGCUCCUCCUCGCUACCCGUCUCUUCCUCCUCCGCUCGCUCUCAUCUCCACACUGAGAACAGCAGUGAGCAGUGGCGGGCGGGGGCGGCGCAGGCGGUGAGCAUUUACCGCGACGUGCUCCGUCUCAUGGAUGGGGAUGGCCCCGCGGAUGGGGAUAGGAAUGGCGGGAGGGCAGGCCACGGCCAUGGGGAUGAGGAGGCAGGGAGGGGACGAGAUGGGGAUGUGGAUGGGGAUGGUGGGGAGGAAGGCAGAGAGAACAGGUUGUCUGUGGUUCGCCCCCCCUCACAUGGCAGUGUGCUGCGCACGGACCCCCUGCAGCGCCUGCACGUGCUGCACAACCUGCAUGCGCUGCUCGCGCUGCUGCACACUGCCAGGGAUGGAGAAGGGACAGGAGAGGGUGGGCCUGGGUGCAGUGCGGUGGAGCCCGGUGGUGAUGGAGCAGGGCUGGGUGUGGCGCGGACACUAAGGGAUGGACGGCUGGAGGCAGAGAGCGGUGAGGUGAAGGAGCGGUACUUGGCUCCCGUGAGGUCCCGCGCUGCUGCUGCUCAGAAAGCCUUCGAGGAGACACACGCUCAGGUGGAGGCCCAUCUGGCGGCCGCCCGCCUCUCCACCACCACCACGCCCUGGUGGCUCUCGCUCCUCACCGCACUUCACUCCUCUGCACCGCCCGGCAUGGCGGAGAGUGUCACGGCACGCCUGCACCGUGCACUACUGGACGACGAUCACCGCCCGGCUCACACCCACAACAUGGCCAGCCUUGGACUCAGGUUCCGCACGCUGCACGGGUUGAGGCUGGUGCUGGCGGGGGAGGUGGACUCGCUGCUGGCGAGCAGGCGGGAGGUGCUGCAGCGCGUGCUGCAGGCGGGGGGGCAGGUGGCGGCGCAGGGCGUGCAGGGCAGCCUGGUCGCACAGGCCGGCUCGUGUGCUCGCUGCUGUGCCGGGCAGGAGGGGGAGGAGGGGGUGGAGGCAAGGGGGGCUGGGGGAUUGUUGGUUGGAAUGGGUGUUGAGGGGUGUACGGAAGGGAGUGCGGGGGAUGAGUGCUGCAUGCACUGCAAGACACAAGAGUUCUUUGAGAGGUGCCUUGCUGUGCUGGCUUUUGUGCUGCGAUCGCUGCCACGUGGCAUUAUUCCAGAGGACGAGCAAGCCAGCCUGGCAGCUGCGGCGUCCAGCUCGUUGGAGGCUCUGGAGGCCAUGCGAAAGGAAUUCCUGGUGGCGCGAGCAUGGUCGGAGGCGCAGAGGGGGGUGCUGCGAGCGCUGGACGAGCUGCACAUGGCCGUCACGCGAAUAACGCUGCGCCACGUGGACGAGCCGCCAGCUGCCACGUCAGCAGCAACGCGCAUGGCGCGCGUGAGUGAGGAGGAGGUGGCGGCGCUGAGCGUGGUGCUGACGCAUGACAGGCUGGCAGCUGAUGCUCAGCUGCAGGCCAGCCGCGCCCAGCUGAGGUACCUGCGCGGACUGGCUUCUGCUAGACGGCGCGUGGUGCGAGGAGGGGGAAGCAUGGGGACAGAGAUGGGUGGAGCUGGGGGGGAUGGGAGAGGGAGCGAGAAGGUUGGGAAUGGGGGGAGCGGUGGAGUAGAGGAGGGGGAGGAGGGGGAGGAGGAGAGUUGCCCUGUGUGCAGGGAGGCAUUGGGCAGCACAUGUUUGCUGGUAGAGAGGUCCCCUCAAGCCACCACCACCGCCAGCAGCACCAACAGGGAGCGACGCAUGCGGUGCCCCACAUGCCGCCACGUGGCAAGGGCAUCUGAGAUCGCCUACGUGGACAAUCGCAGGGACCACCAUGGGUACCCUGCUGCUGCCCUGCAGGUGAAUGAGAGGUCAGGUGGCGAGGGAUUGGAUUCGGUUGGAAGCGGUGGGCACCGUACUGGUCCCUGCCAUUGCGGUUCAACAAUGUCAUCGACAUCAUCAGCAGCAGCAGGAGCACUGUCACAUUGCAGCAUGGAGGCACGCCGUUGCUCCUGUCGCAGUACCUGCAGUGGUGGGGGCGGUGGAUGGAGGGAGGGCGAGGAGCAGGAGUUGCCAGAUGAAGUACAGAUGCAGGAGGAGCACAUGAGCCUUCACACAGGCUUCGGCACCAAGGUACGCACUGUGGUGCUGAGGUGCAAAGCUACUGAUACGGAGGUGCCUCCGGCAUUGAAGCGCUUCAGAGAGGCCGCUCCCCCAGCAGCCCUUUCUGCCCGCCCCUCCCAUAAGCCCCGCUCGAAGCGCCGCAAGCACUCCCUCGCCUCUCCCCUGCCACCUGCCAUCCCACCGGCCGCUGCUGCAGCAGCCGCUGCCACAGGCGGGGCAGCGGGGGCAGAGAGCAGUGCGCAAGGCGGGGAGGGUGGUGGAAGGGAAGCGGGAGAAGGUGGGGGCGGGGGAAUUGGGGAGCAGUGCCGAGUGCUGCUGCUGGUUUUGGCGGUGGGGGGCAACGGGCUGAACGUGGUGGAGGCGCAGCACGUGGUGUUUGUGGAGCCGGGGCUCAAUGCGGCCGCUCAGGCACAGGCUGCCAACCGCGUGCACCGCAUCGGCCAGACCCGACAGACCUUUGUGCACCGCUUCAUUGUGCACGGCACGGUGGAGGAGCCCAUUCACGCCCUCGCACGCUCCAAAGCCGCUGCUUCCCCCCUCGCCGCCGCCCACAGUGUCGCGAGUCCUCUGUCCUGCCGGGACCGUGACUCGCUCACCCUCGCUGACGUCACCGCUCUCUUCCCCCAGGCCUGA
This is a messenger RNA of Closterium sp. Yama58-4, 5238 nucleotides long. NCBI's taxonomy places the organism in Eukaryota, Viridiplantae, Streptophyta, Zygnematophyceae, Desmidiales, Closteriaceae. The record is from the annotation of a GenBank genome assembly.